AUGCAGCAGUUGCAUGCAAAAAAACAACUUUUAACAGCAAAAGAAAAACUUAAAUUAACCAAACUUAAAAUGACGGUAAAAGCCGUGCAAGUCUUGCAGAAAGAUUUAAUGUUUCUGGCCGUAGAAGAAAAUGUACAUUUUGACGAUAAAGUUGUGGAAAAUUACAUGAAAGGUCUUGAACAUGCAUAA
This is a messenger RNA of Clunio marinus, 189 nucleotides long. NCBI's taxonomy places the organism in Eukaryota, Metazoa, Arthropoda, Insecta, Diptera, Chironomidae. The record is from the annotation of a GenBank genome assembly.